AUGACCACCCGGGCCCCGGCCUCGAAGAGCGCAGAGUUCGGCGACUAUCCCUUUCUCACGGCCGACGAGUUCACCGAGGUCUGCAACCAGCUCGACCGCAUCUACCGCCAUGCCACACUAGGUCCACUCCGGCGUCGAUGGCGUCUUUCUGCCUGCACUGCCUUCAAUACCAGCUCGUAUGCUGCCGGCAGCGAGUACACCACGUACCUCCAGAUCACCCGCCCGCUGGAUGAGGAUGCUGCUGCUGCCCUGGACGACAGCGACCUCUCCAGCCAGCUCGACCGGUUUUCUCUGGGGACGCUGGCCGUCAGCAGCGCCGAUGUCGAUGUGGAAGAGGACCAGGCCAUGGCCGAAGACGACGAGGCCGACCAGGUGAGCAGGCAGUACAAGAGACGCACGGGCCGCACAAGCACGUUCGCUCACACGACACAGGCUGUGCUGCGCAAGCAGCCGCCCGCGACCCGGCCGGCGGACGUGGGCUUUGUGACCUACGAGAUCCACCUCCAUCCGACCUACAGGGCACCGUGUCUCUGGUUCUCUCUGCACGGACUGCCCGAGUACGAGCCCGCCUUCAGCAUCGACACCGUCUUCCGGCGACUCGUGCCUGACUCGUUCAAGGACGGCCUCCGUGUUGCUGGCAGCAUCGGUGGCAUCUCUGCAGACUACCAUCCCAUCACCGGAGUCCCGUCGUUCUUCGUCCACCCCUGUCUUCUCGGUGAGGCCAUGUCGGGAUUUGAUUGUUCCAAAAGCUCCUACCUCAUGGUCUGGAUCGGUCUGGUCGGUGGGUGUGUAGGCCUCUGGGUUCCCAAGGAACUGGCCCUGAUCCAAGACUGCUUUGAGACCUAG
This is a messenger RNA of Grosmannia clavigera kw1407, 846 nucleotides long. RefSeq lists its product as uncharacterized. The record is from RefSeq and is a predicted model, not a curated record. Gene Ontology annotation, cellular component: intracellular anatomical structure. Bases 1 to 846 code for a protein of 281 amino acids. Lineage: Eukaryota; Fungi; Ascomycota; Sordariomycetes; Ophiostomatales; Ophiostomataceae. Gene Ontology annotation, molecular function: Atg12 transferase activity. The transcript is spliced from 2 exons. Gene Ontology annotation, biological process: protein modification by small protein conjugation; protein lipidation; macroautophagy.